AUGAUGUCUGAAGAAGCACAACAGAAAGUGUUCAGUGAGGACUUUGAGUCUGAGGAAGGGGACCUUGAAUCUUACUUAGAGGAAGAGAGCAGCAGUGAGCUUCUUGAGAGAGUGAGAGAACUAGAGGCUGAGAACUCUGCUCUUUCUCUGGCAAAUGAGAGUCAAAGAGAAGCCUAUGAAAGAUGCUUGGAUGAGGUGGCCAACCAUGUUGUCCAGGCUUUGCUCAACCAGAAGGAUCUUCGAGAGGAAUGCAUUAAGUUGAAGAUGCGUGUAUUUGACUUGGAGAGACAGAACCGAACUCUGUGUGAACUACUCCAAGAGAAACUCCACAGUCAAUCAUGUGUCCACCUGCAGUCUGGACCCUGCUUGGAACAUAUUGUCGAACUUCAAUACAGUGAUGCUAACAAGCUGCUAGAGACCCAGAAGAGUGCACAAAUCAAGGGUAAUGGAGAAUGCACACAAAAUUGUUUACCUGAUGCUCAAGCCUCUGCCACAUCUAUAGAGGCUCUGUCUCCAUUCAUGAAGAAGAAAGCACAUAUACUAGAAGUCCUCCGCAAGCUGGAAGAGACUGAUCCUCUGAUGUUCCACCAUUCUCACCCCUCACUGUGUGAUUAUAGUCAGGUCCUGAUGUCUAAAGAAGCCGUGUUAACCUGCAGGGACAGCUCAUCACGAUCUAGUGUCCCCAAGAUUUACUCCUGUCCCAGUUCUUGUUCAGAAUCCUGCACACAUCAGCAUGUGAACAGCGGAAGGAAUAAUGGUUUCAAGUGUGGGAGCUGUUGCACAUGUCUAAUGUUAUCCAACAAGGAUCCAAUAGAUUUCGCCAAAAAUAGCCACAACUGUUGCACUUCAAACCCCUUAACCAUCGAUAACCUCAACUUGGCUCGGCCAGAUAAUCAAGAGAACACAGAGUUGCAGGGCCUUGUCAAGCCUGCUCAUGGUGCUGAUGAGCCCCUCAUAAACAGGAAGUCAAGUGAAGCAUCCACCCUCCCAGGGGAGAACAGGCAUGAUCUAUCCAAGGAUCCCCAGGCAUCAGUGGCUCCAGAUACUUAUCUUCACCUGUCUGUUGCAGACGGAGAUAAGAACCGAAGUUCUGAAUGUACUCACGCUGAUUCUCAGUCCCUUAAAGACGUGGAAAUUACAGAUAAAAAUAGAAUGGCAGAUAGUGUUUUGCUGGAUUCCCAAUUGCCCAAGGAGCUGACUGGCAACAUCUGUGAGGAAGGGGUUAGUAAUGAGCACUUAGAAAUUACAGCUAAUGUUGUUCAGCUGGAAAAGGACCUAAGGCACAUAAACCCAGUGGUGCCCCAGAGCAUUGAGAAAGUCAUAAGAGAUGAUGAAUGCUUGCUUAAAAUAGACACUGAGAGGGAUCACAGAGUGUUCUCUAGGGCUUCAAAGCUGCCAACUCUUGGACUGAAAGAAAACUUCCAGGCAGCAUACUGUGACUUAAACAGUGGUGAACCCACUCACAAAGGGCUUUUAUUCUCCCCCAGUGAGAAUCACACUGCUUCAGAAGUCCUGGAUGAUAUCUCUGUCCCUAUGAAAGACAACACUCCACAGGAUUUAGCAAGAGCAAAGAUUGCCGUUAGCCCCAACCCUGUGUCAUGCCUUAGUGAGGUCAAGGCCUCCCCCUCAAAGCUUCUCAAGUUUCUCAAGAUACCUGCACUUGGGGAACGGGCACAGACAACUAAUCCUGUCCACCUUAGUCCACAGUUAACGCGUAACUCAAAGAUUCCUUGUCGGAGUAACAAUUAUGAGAUCCACCACUCACCAGUUGCAGCUCGUAAAGCCACUACAACAGAGAGGCUGAAGCAGCCACCAUCCUCUAAAUCUGAGACUUACCCCUCUGCACACUCUGCGCCAACUUCUCCACCACAACCCGAUGAUCCUCCUACACCACUUAUAAAAGAACUUGUAUACAGUAUACCUAAAGCUGGUCGAGGAGCCAAAGUUGUUCAAACCUCUAAUGCACUGAAGAAUACCCAGAAAGUUCCAAACUAUGAGAAUGUCUCAAACCUCCUCAACCCCUGUGGCGUUGAGGUAUCUCAGUUACUUGAACAGGUGAGCUCGUCUAUCCAUUACACUAGUUCAAACAGAGAAGAGAUGAAAGAGAAGCAAGGAAACUUUAUGGUUGAGAGUCUGUCAGAUAUCAAUCAGAAGGUCCCUUCACUUUCCUCUGAUGCAUCAGAUCAAGAUGAGAAACCUGACAGUCCUGUAUGGCUGCAACAAGUUAAUUACAGCGAUCUACCUAAUAAAUCCUCCUCAAACAAGACUCUAUCUAACAUUGGGAACAUCAUGAGAGGCAGAGACCAAGAAAAAGAUGAGACUGAUAAAGAUGACACUACACAGAGCUCAGAAUCUGUUGAUGCUGCUAAAAGGAAUGAUCCACCACCUAUUCCCAAGAAAACAGGUGUGGGACGACACUCAGGAGAAUCCAGUCACUCAUUCAAAGAGAGGCUUGCAGCACUUGGCAAGUUAAGAAGCACCGAAGAGUCAUCAGUUUCCUCACAGUCUUUGAACAAGCCAGAGGGCCAGCCUCAGCUAAGUGUAGUAUCACCAGCACGUGAAAGAAGUGAAACAGCUGAAAUAAAUCCUGAUUGCAUUUCAGGAGCACAUAGACACUCUAAUAACACAGAUUCUCUUGAUGGAAGCUCUAUGGCUAAGCAUCCUGGUUCCUUGCAGUCCCAUGAGCAAGAGGUCAAACUUAUUCCAUCCAACAUCACAAUCUCUAAAGCAGAACCAGAUACACCAUCAUCUAGAAUAUUCUUUGGGAAGCCAGAAAGUCCUAAAUCCAAGACAGCUACACUAGCCGCCAACGUGGAGGUAUCGCAAGGUUCACGAAGCUAUGUCAAAUCCACAACAUCUCAAAACCUUUCAUAUAAUGGGAAAAUAUUAUUUAGUCCCCAAAGUGCCAGCCCCAACAAAUACCCUCUUAAAUCACCCACAAAAACAAUUCAGCCGUCCAUAAACCGAGAUGGGAAACCCACGCAAGAGUUCCAAAAGUAUUUGUCUAAAUCCGAGGACAGGAGUCAGCUUAGAGCAAAUAAGAAGAAAAUUGCUUCAUUUGCAGAAAGUCUCCCUCAGCCGUCACCAAAGCCUACUGAUAUAAUUGAGGAUAAGAGGCACUCUGCCUCUAGCCCCCAGUCAGCCAUUGAGCAGAAAGUUAUGAAAGGUAUUGAAGAAAAUGUACUUAAACUGCAAGAGCAAGACAAGGGGCAAGGUUCUGAGGUUAAACAGAAAACCUCCAAUGGUAUUGCAAACUGGUUUGGACUGCGUAAAAGCAAGUUGCCAGCACUUAGUCGGAAACCAGAGUCGUCAAAAGUCAAUGACAAGAAAGAAUGGAAGUUGAAUAUAUCUUCUGCUGGCAAGGAUGCUAAGGUGGGAACCAAGACUAAGUCAGAGGGGCAAAGCUUGAACAUUUCCAUGCUGAUGGAGAAAGCAGAAGACCUGCACAAGGCCCUAGAGGAAGAACGAGCAUAUGUGAAUGGCAUUGGCUUAGACAGACAAGGAAAAGGCCAUUCGUGUGAGGUGGUUAUGGAUCAGUCUCAAGGACACCUGUCUGUCAUGUACAGAGGAGUGCCAUCAGACAACUUUAUGCAACAACUACUUAACCGGGUUGACGGUAAAGACAACGGGAACAAUGGUAUGGCACAUCGACGCCUCUCAUUUGAUUGCAAAUCUAGGCCUAUGUUCAGCCAGAACAACAGCAUCGUUAACCAGACCAGUAGCACUGGGGACAUAGGAAAGACAUCGAAUUUGGUGAGCAAAGGUGAAGUCAUGUCGGAUGAGAACUUGCCGGAGUCCAUUCAUCAUCAGCAUUUUGGAGGCUCUGCCAUUUCGACACACACCCUUGACAGUGGCAUUGGCACUUUCCCUCUCCCUGACUACAGCGCUAAUGCUACCAGCAAGAGUAUCCCCAAAAUAAAAGCACAGAGUGACCAUGACUCCUCUGCUUCCAAGGGAAAACAUGGCUCAGGAACGAGGAAUCCACAGAAAGCAAAGACCUUGGAAAAGGAGCUCUCUUCUCUAGAGGAAGGAUAUAUUUUGGGACCUGAAGAGAAUUCCUCAGAUCUCAACAAGGAUGUGAUGGAAAGGGAAAGCUCAACUAACCAGAUUACCAACCUCAUUCAUGAAGGUAUUCUUUGAAACAAUUGUUAUUCUUCUUCUGCGACAUAUGCCGAUGCAGCUCCCACAAAGAACUGGACUUUCCCCAAAGGUGAGCGAUCAGAGACAUACCUGGGGCUCCGAGAGGGAGUGGAUCCGGUCAGCCAUAGGACUUCAUUUCGAAAGACUGGUGAUCCAUCUGUUGGUCUCGAGGGUGAUCUGAAAAGCCUCUGUCAGCCCGCCAAUGCUGGCAGAGGGAAGGGUCGCUCCCCUGCGAACCGAGACAUGGGAGCAGAGACGGUUAAGGAAAGGCCUGAUGAUGCUCUUUCCCCAAGUCAGCCCCAGAUCCUAGAGACUCCUGAGUCCCUCAGUGACUCCUUAUAUGACAGUCUCUCCUCCUGCGGGAGUCAAGGCUGA
Molecule: messenger RNA, 4515 nt
Organism: Chanos chanos (milkfish)
Lineage: Eukaryota; Metazoa; Chordata; Actinopteri; Gonorynchiformes; Chanidae
Gene: nckap5l
Product: NCK-associated protein 5-like
Exons: 11
Biological process (GO): microtubule bundle formation; microtubule depolymerization
Cellular component (GO): microtubule plus-end
Source: RefSeq, a predicted model, not a curated record